Megachile rotundata (alfalfa leafcutting bee) is the source of this 3744-nucleotide messenger RNA. RefSeq lists its product as uncharacterized. NCBI's taxonomy places the organism in Eukaryota, Metazoa, Arthropoda, Insecta, Hymenoptera, Megachilidae. The record is from RefSeq and is a predicted model, not a curated record.
AUGAACGGCAUCAGGACAUUGGUUUUACAAGAUCUCUCUCAUAUUUUACCUUCUAAAAGUCGUCAAGUUUCAUCUCCUCAGCUCCACGCCACCGCAUCGAGCCGCAGAUUCUGGAACUUCUUCGAGUUCUCCCUAAAGGAAGACGCCUCCUCUUCAAGUCCCAAGAAAUGCGCCUCCACGAAGGAUAUCUCUCCCUCCCUGAUUUUCCCGAACGAACUCGAAAGCACCUCCGCAAACGGUACCUGUUUAAACGCCGGUCGUACCGUCAGCCCCAAUCUGAAUCCCAAGGUCCACGUCUACCAUUUCGACAUGAAACCACCUUCCGUCGCCUCUCCAAAGCUAUCGAGUCCCCUCACUCAACCUGACAACCUGGUCUCCCUCUUGGACGGCAAUCCCGUGCCGAAGACUAUGAAGUGGAAGCUGAAGGGUUAUAAAACGCUCCGCAGCGAGGAGUCCAGCGAUUUCGCUUUUGUACCUGGCGCUAAUUCUUACGAUUUGGAUAUUCUAUCACGAAACUGUCCUAAACCAAAGAAGGAGGAUGCUGUAAAAAAGGACACUCUGUGUCUGACGACCAGAGCCAUCGAAAAUAAGCAGAACAUAGAAACCAAACCGAAGGAAGCGAAACAGGUUAACGGUAACUCGAAGGAGCAAAAUGUUAGAACAGGGCAGACUUCGGAGCCUGUCUGCGAUCAGACACCAGGUAAAAUAACUGUGGGGAUGCUACCGAAGAAGGAGGAUCAAUUUCUGCCGAUUUCUAAGAGCGAGUUAUCGAUCAGCAAAGUGCAAACGCAGCCAAAAGUGCAGUACUCUUCUAAGCCACCUAAGAUCUCCAAACCCUUGCCCCCUGGGAGCGGGAAUGAAAUUAUGGAUAGCGGAUCUUACAUUGAUAAGCCAAUGUUAGCUCCUUCUCCAAGAGAAUAUCAAGCUUCUGAGGUUUCUAAAAAACCUACGGAAGCGGACUCAGAAUGGUCCACUAUGGAGCGGAUGACCGAACAGAAGGCUGAGCGAACGCAAGCUUACGAAGAGAAAACUGGUAGAGCCACAGCUUUGCCGCAACGAGAACCAUCCGCAAAGGCUACCAAGUACUUUGCUCCGCGGAGGUCUGCGAACAGUGAUCGCGACCCUGCUUACGAGUCUGUACUGAGUGUCUUACCAGAAUACAGACCCUUGAAGAUUUCCAGUCCGCAAGAGAACCGCCUUGCGACGUCGCCUUGCGCGGCUACUCAAGCCAGAAUACAAGCAGCGGCGAGCAAAGGGUUCCAGAACGACUCUUCAGGUCAGAACUCAGACCUCGGAGGAUCUAUGUCCGGUGGUUCCGGUUCUCGCAAGCCACCGCAAUCGUUUUAUCCUCCGAUCACCCUCAAGCGAUCGUCCUCGAACGCUCCAUGUUUGACGAAGAACGUACCCGAAGUGGAGAACCGAAAAUCGGUGAACAAGAAUUCUUCCUCGAAUAUUUCUACUUCCAGUGCGAAUUUAGCGCCCAGGAAGUGUGACGAGGGCGAGAGGGAGGAAGGAAGGAUGAUAUGCACGAAACCUAGGCAGAACAAGUGUGGUAAACCGAAGAAGAAGAAGGAAAAGAAGAUUUGCCAACGUUACUGCUGUCCGGCGCUGCAGGUAUCGACGGAAUGCGACUUUAACGAGUUCCAGUGCCCGAAAGACGGCAAAAACCAUAAGAAACGCGUCGUCGAGAGGGAUCCUACGUGUCUACCGCCGGAGGAGCAGAAGGAAAGCAGCAGGGAAAUUUGCACGCAGCCGAGAGAGUCUCGCAGGGAUAGCUGCAAGAGGGAGAGGUCGUGCAAGAGGGAGAGGUCGAGCAAGAGGGAGAGGUCGUGCAAGAGGGAGAGGUCGUGCAACAGGGAGAGAUCUUGUAAUAGAGACAGAAGCAGACAAAGUUGCAAGCGAGAGGAGAGCUGUCAGCGAGACAGGAGCAGGUCCUGCAAAAGACAGGAGAGAAGAGACUGUUCCCAGAGCAGUCAGGGACAGGGUCGUGAAAUCUGCACGAAACCGAGAAAAAGAGAGUCGUGCAAACGUCAAAAGAGCAGCGAGCGCGAUUGCGGUCGAAGACCCGCGAAAUGUUCCGGAAGGAGGAACUUCACGCAGUCGGCGUUUGGAGGACGGCAGAAGCCCAUGACAAACACGAGACGAUACUCUUCUUUACCAGCGUUCGCCUUCUCGUUGAUCGGCAUAAAAUCCAGCGGGGAGACAAAGCAAAGUAUACUGGACACCCCAAUUAACAGAUUUUACGGGAAAAAGUCGUCUGGUUGCAAACCGCCUACGGACAAAUGUGAAAAGCCGGCUUCCAGCACGGACGUGAAGUGCAAGACUCCUCCGCCAAAGUGUAAACCGGCGAAGUGUAAAGCGGAGAGUACUUGCAAACCGGCGAAGAAAGAGAGUCCGUGUAAGCCGCAGAGAACUGAGAGCAAAUGCAAGCCUUCGAGGUCUCAGGAUAGAUGCAAAAGAUCAGAGAGUUCUUGCAAGAGACCGGAACCCAAGUGCAAACCGACUUGCGCGGUGAAGAAGUGUGAGAGUACAUGUAAACCGCCGAAGAAGACUGAGAGUACAUGUAAACCACCGAAGAGGACUGAGAGUACGUGCAAACCGCCGAAGAAGACUCAGAGUACAUGUAAACCAGCGAAGAAGGAGAGUACGUGCAAACCAGCGAAGAAGUCUGAUUGUGAUAGUCAAUUCAAGCCAUUGAAUCCGGCUGAAAGUCUGUGGAAACCGUCGAAGAAGACUGAGACCACAUGCAUGACACCGAAAAAGGGCGAGUGCAAGUGUAAGCCGGUGAAGAAAACUGAAAGCAAGUGUAAACCGGUGCAGAAAACUGAAAGCAAGUGUAAACCGGUGAAGAAAACUGAAAGCAAAUGUAAACCGGUGAAGAAGGCAGAUCCUUGCAAGAAGGCAGAUCCUUGCAAGAAGGCAGAUCCUUGUAAGAAGGCAGAUCCUUGCAAGAAGGCGGAUCCAUGCAAGAAGGCGGAUCCGUGCAAGAAGAGCAAGUCCGAUGACUAUUGCAGUAAAAAGAGAGAGGAAAUAUGCAAAGGUACUAAAAAGGGGGUAUCUAAUCCCCAUAAAGUUCACACUAAUCCAAAUUUCAUAACAGAAAGAAAAACCGCGCUGACAUCACCCUCGCACGAGGAAUCCACGAAAGAGAGAGUAGAACGCGAGAAGAAAGAGAUGGAAGAGUGUAAGAAAAAUAUCAAGCAAUCUGGAAAAGGGAAUAAGAAGAAGGAAGAGAAUGUAGUGCCGAAAGGUUUGGAACGUGUCGUCAGUCCGUGUAAACAGUCGAGCAAGUGUGGGAAGGAUCCCAAGAAGAAAAUGUCGUGUAUCGGCGUUCCGUUCGAUUGUUUGGUCAGCAACACCGUUGGAAACGUUAUCGGGAUGUCGGAGAAUAAACCGUACAGUAUUUUGCCGGACAGAAAUUACUCCGUGAUGAGAAGUUCCUCGAAUUUCGAUCAGCUCGAACUAGGGGAUUCGAAGCUCGACGAUGACAACAUAUUUUGGAGGAACACCGAUGACGAUUUCGAUACGACACCCGUCGAGGUUGAGGUGGAUGACAAAACUAGUUGGUUUCUGUCGUGGUUCCAUAGAAAUCAACGUUAACUGAGUACUUCACAAAUUUUGAAAAACUUCAUUUUUAAAUUUUGCAAUAGAAAUUGUUGUCACGGCUGUUUGUACCAUUAACUUUCACGACACGUGUAUUGUAAUUCUUGUAAAUUGCAGAUCUGUUUUCUGGGAACAUUAUAA